Messenger RNA from Scophthalmus maximus (turbot), 1668 nucleotides. RefSeq lists its product as uncharacterized. Gene Ontology annotation, biological process: negative regulation of DNA-templated transcription; negative regulation of gene expression, epigenetic; protein localization to heterochromatin. The record is from RefSeq and is a predicted model, not a curated record. The coding region runs from base 280 to 1116 and encodes 278 amino acids. Gene Ontology annotation, cellular component: nucleoplasm. Lineage: Eukaryota; Metazoa; Chordata; Actinopteri; Pleuronectiformes; Scophthalmidae. The transcript is spliced from 7 exons.
GAAAAGUCAAGGCGUGUUUAUCAGCGCGGGGCUGGAACCUGAUUGGUCGGCUGUGGAAACAAGGAAGCACAAAAAAAACCAACAAAAAAAAAACGUGUUGCGCCACUUCACUGCGCGUCAACCGUCAGGAAACGCGGACGACUGACGGAACACAAGUUUCACUUUCAACAGUUAGGAUCGUUCGCGCUCUCUGGUGCGAUCAACUCUCGAGACAAUAAUAAACAAUAAGUAAUAAGUAAUAAGUCACACGACGAACGACGCUGCGAACAGGAAGGAGCCAUGGAUCACACUCGACCGCAGGACGCGCAUCAGAGCCAGGCCUCCUCGACGUGGCACUGGGACUUCUGCAGUGAUGAGCCUGUUGACAAGAAGCCCUCUGACACCUUUGUGUCUCCCGCUCAGGGCGAGAAGAGGCCUAUCAGAAGAGUACGAAGUCCGUCCAGGCCGAGGGCGUGGUUGUCCAAUUCGUACAAACCAAAGUUUGGAGGGCGAUUCCACAGACCGAGUUUCCCAAGGAAUGACCAUUCGUCACACGAACCUGGCUUUGGCAACCGGAAGAACGACCGCUUCAGCCCCCGGCGGGCUCACUGGGACCUGAGAGACCACUUCCAGCCUAAACUUCACCACAACGCGCUGAGGGACAAGGAGACGGGGCGGCACGAGCGGAGGGGGAGCGCUGGCGGAUGUUCACCCGCAAAGCAAAACAGCACUUCGAGACCGUUCGUACCCAGGUCCACCUCCAGCAGAGACAAGGACACGCAGUUUGCUGUUUGUCAGAACGACAGGAAGCAAAGCGGCAGCAGGGAGAGAGAUCACAGGGGGACCAAGAGCAAAGAAAGGGAAGGAAGCAGAGACAGGGUGCUGCCUUUAACUGCGAGCCAGACGACGACACGAGACCGAGCCAUCCAACAGAAGAGGAGAGAGAUAGAUGAGGUGUACUAUCAGGAGUGUGAAAUGUUUGGCCUCGUGACAAAGAUGCUCAUAGAAAAAGACCCGUCCCUGGAACACCUCAUCCAGUCGUCGCUGCAGGAGAACCUCCGAGACAUCGGCAAGCGCUGUGUGGAGGCGAUGGAGAAAUUCAUCAAGGACUAUGACUCCAGAGAGUUGUCGCACUAAUCUCUCUCACACACACACACACACACACACACACACACACACACACACACACACACACACACACACACACACACACACACACACACACACACACACACACACACACACACACACACACACACACACACACACACACACACACACACACACACACACACACACACACACACACACACACACACACACCUGCCUGUUGUCUUUACACAGACCCUCAAGGUCAAAAUGUGAUUUUUGUUACAUGUGAUUCAAUGCUGCUUUUCCCCAUGUAUUCAUUUUUUACAUUGUUAUCUGCUGCCACUCUUGGCUCUGCAUCAUGCGGAGCACCGGGCGACACUGGCGAAGGAUGAGAAAGGAAACUUUGAUUGUGAUUUGAACAUUUCAUGCUGAUUCUAAUUUUGAAAAAUAUUAUGACAAAUGCACUGGCUGUAUUGAUUCUGAAUGUCCAUAGUCAAUAUUCUGACGUUCCAAGCGACACGCUUAAUUUAUUAUUGCUUUCUUUUUAAUACUUAAAGUUCGCGCACGACAUAUUAAACAUCAUGUGCCGGAAAAAUA